AUGUCACUGAGUCUGCCGUUCAGAGAGGAUGCGUUUACGGAGAUGGAGAGGAGACGGCGCAGUCUCCCCGCUAGAAUGCCUCCGAGGACCACGAGCGCCGCACAGUUGAGCUUACGAAGUCACAUUGUACAGGCUGCGAAAUCUCCCACCCAAGAACAAAAUGUGGGCAAAGAUACGCCGAAGCCGGGUGAUGCUGCGGGUGCAUCAGCGCCAGCUUCCGCAAAGGGCAAGCCUCGACUUUUGCUGAUGGGCCAGAGACGUUCUGGCAAAUCAUCCAUAUCCAGCGUUGUCUUCCACAAGCUGCCCCCGCACGAGACACUGUUUCUCGAGUCGACGGCACGCAUCCAGAAAGACUCCAUGGCGUCAUUCAUGGACUUUCAGGUGUGGGACUUUCCCGGCCAAAUUGACAUUCUCGAGAACCCCGACUUUGACAUGGAAGCCAUCUUUGGUCAGGUCGGCGCCCUCAUCUGGGUCAUUGACGCGCAAGACGACUACCUCGAGGCCGUCGGCCGUCUGAACGCCACCAUCCUCGCCCUCCAGGGCAACUACCCCUUUAUCAACAUCGAGGUCUUCAUUCACAAGGUCGAUGGGCUGAGCGACGACUACAAGCUCGACAUUCAGCGCGACAUCACCAUCCGCAUCCAGGACGAGCUCAGCGACCACGGGUGCGAGAACGCGCCCGUCACGUUCCACCUGACGAGCAUCUACAACCACUCCAUCUUCGAGGGCUUCAGCAAGGUCAUCCAGAAACUCAUCCCCCGGCUCGGCACGCUCGAGAGCAUGCUCACCAACUUGUGCCGGACGUGCCGCUUCGAAAAGGCCUACCUCUUUGACGUCCUCAGCAAGAUCUACAUUGCGACAGAUUCGUCCCCGGCCGACAUGGCCUCGUACGAGAUCUGCUCCGACUACAUUGACGUCAUCAUCGACAUCACCGAGGUCUACGGCACGUGGCAUCGCAGCGAGGAUGGCCGGAAGAAGCUCGAGGGCGCACCGUGGGGCGUCAAGCUCGAGGACCAGGUCGGCUGUGCCACGGCCGAGAGCUGUCUCGUCCUGCACGACAGCAGGAAGCCCAUCAUGCUACGCGAGGUGGAUCGCUAUCUGGCGCUCGUGGCGAUUAUGAAGGAGGACUCGUACGACAAGAUGCCCCUGGUUAAUAUGAAUGUGGAUGCCGUUGUCGAGGGCCUCACAGAUUUCUUCAACAUUACAAGGAGGAAGAGUUAG
Molecule: messenger RNA, 1221 nt
Organism: Emericellopsis cladophorae
Lineage: Eukaryota; Fungi; Ascomycota; Sordariomycetes; Hypocreales; Bionectriaceae
Product: putative GTP-binding protein GTR2
Exons: 3
Coding region: 1-1221 (406 amino acids)
Biological process (GO): positive regulation of TOR signaling; regulation of autophagy; cellular response to amino acid stimulus
Cellular component (GO): nucleus; fungal-type vacuole membrane; Gtr1-Gtr2 GTPase complex
Molecular function (GO): GTP binding; GTPase activity
Source: RefSeq, a predicted model, not a curated record